Molecule: messenger RNA, 3291 nt
Organism: Plasmodium berghei ANKA
Lineage: Eukaryota; Apicomplexa; Aconoidasida; Haemosporida; Plasmodiidae
Product: FACT complex subunit SPT16
Exons: 3
Coding region: 1-3291 (1096 amino acids)
Biological process (GO): transcription elongation by RNA polymerase II; positive regulation of transcription elongation by RNA polymerase II
Cellular component (GO): FACT complex
Molecular function (GO): nucleosome binding
Source: RefSeq, a predicted model, not a curated record
AUGAGUGAAGGAUUAGAUGUAGAUAACGCCAAAGAAAAGAUAAACUUCAUGUUUACAUAUUGGAAAAAUAUUAAUAAUAAGGAUUUUGAAAAUAGUAAUGCAUUCUGUAUUUUAUCGGGUAAAUCUAGCAAAGAUGAUAAUGCAACGAUUCAAGAACAAUUUCAGAUGUGGCUUUUAGGAUACCAACUAACAGAAACGUUUUUUUUAUUUUGUAAAAAAAAUGAAAAACUAAUAAUACUCACAAGUGAUAAAAAAAAAAAAUUUUUACAACCAUUAUUAGAUAAAAUGAAUAAUAUAACAAUUUUAGAAAGAAAUAAUAAUGAUAAUAGUGAAAAUUUUGAAAAAAUAAAAAAUGAAAUAAAUAUGUUUAAUGAUAAAGAACUAUUAAUUUUAAAAGAUAAAGAUUCUACUGGAAGUUUUUUUGAAGCAUGCUAUGAUUUUAUUAAAAAUUUGAAUAAAACUGAAAUAGAUGUAAAUAAUAAUAUAAAAAGUUUGUUAAAUCUUAGAUCUAAAUCAGAUGUAAAAUUACAAAAAUCAGCUAGCGAUAUAGCUAGCAUUAUAAUGAAAAAUGUUUUGAUAACUACCAUUGAAAAUUCAUUGGAUAGUGAAGAAUAUGAAAGUCAUAAUAAAAUAAAAGAAAAAGUUUUAAAAUUUAAUGAAAAUAAAAAAUGUGUUGUUAAGAUAAAGGAUAAAUUAAAAGCAGAUAUAGAUGAUAUAGAUGUUAUAUAUAGUAGUGUACAAAGUGGUAAUAAUUUUUUGUUAAAUUUCAAAAAUACUAAUGAUAAUAAUUAUUUAUCACAAAAUGAUGGUACUAUAGUUAUAGGUAUAGGUGUCAAAUAUAAAGAAUUGUGUGCAAAUAUAAAUAGAACCUUAUUAUUAAAUGCUAAAGAAUAUCAUAAAGAACUUUAUAAUUUUACGUUUUCUAUACAAAAAUACAUAAUUAACGAUUGUUUAAAAUAUAAUACAUCUUUUUCAGAUGUAUAUAAAAAGGCAAUGCAAUAUAUUAAAGAUAAUAAACGAAACUAUCAAACAAUUGGAAAUAUAAAUUUAGAAAAUUAUUUUAUAAAAUGUUUGGGUCAUGUUAUAGGCUUUGAAUUUAUGGAAAAGGAAUUUUUAAUCACAGUAAAUAAUUCGAAUGCUACGAUUGAAAAAAAUACAUCUUAUAACAUUUCUGUUGGGUUCGAAAAUGUGCAGAUGCCAGAUUCUAAAAAUGUUUUCUCAACAUGGAUCAGUGAUACAGUUUUUGUUAAUGAUAAAGAUGAAAUAACUAUUCUUACAGAUGCAAUAAGUAAAGAAAUAAAUACUAUAUCAUAUGAAUUAGAAGAUAGUGGAAGUGAAAAUGAAGAAGAAAAUAGCGAAGACAAUAAAAAAAAAAAUAUAAAAGAAUCAAAAAAUGUAAAAAGAGAAGGUAGUGAUUAUAAUGAAAGUGAUGAUGAUGAUAGAAAUAAAAAAUCCGAAAAAGUAAAAAAAGAAAAAAAGAAAAACGAAGAUAAUGAAAAUAAAAAAAAAAUUGGAAUAUCUGCAAGUAUAUUAAACAAUGCAUCUAGUGUUAUAGUAUCAGACAGAUUAAGACGACGAAAUAAAAAUUCAUUGGCUCAUAAUAAUGAACAAGAAAUUGAAGAAUUAAAUAAAAGACAAAAUGAAUUAAAAAAUAAAAAAAUCGAAGAAAUUAAAAACAGAUUUUCAGAAGGUACUAAUGAAUAUAAAGAUCUAAAUAAAAAAAAUAUUAAAAAAUUAGAAGAUAUCAAAUCAUAUAAUGAUGCAGAUUUACUUCCUCGGGAUUUAAGAUCUAACAUAAUUCAUGUAGACAAUAAACAUGAAUCAAUUCUAUUACCCGUAAAUGGUGCCCAUAUACCUUUUCAUGUAUCUACAAUUAAAAAUUUAAGUUCGAAUUAUGAAGAUAAUAAUGAUAUAUUUGUUUUAAGAAUAAAUUUUCAAGUUCCAGGAAAUCAGGGAUCACAAAAAGGUGAAUUUAAUUCUUUUCCAAAAUUAAAUGAAAAAGAAAUGUAUAUUAAAGAAUUAAUAUUUAAAUCAAGCGAUGAGAAACAUUUACAGAUACUUGUUAAGCAAGUUAAAGAAUUAAUCAAGCAAGUGAAACAAAAAGAAGUAGAAGCAGAUGUAAAUGAUUCUAAAACUUCAAAUGAAAAAUUAGCUUUAAAUAAAACUGGUAGAAGAAUAGUGUUACGAGAUUUAAUGACACGACCUAAUAUAUUUACUGGUAGAAAAAUUUUAGGAACUUUAGAAUUACAUACUAACGGUUUAAGAUAUUCUGCAAAUUCAAGAGGAACAACAGAAUAUAUUGAUAUUUUAUUUGAUGAUAUUAAACAUGCUUUCUAUCAACCAUGUGAUGGACAAUUAAUUAUAUUAAUUCAUUUUCAUUUAAAAAGAUAUAUUAUGGUAGGAAAAAAAAAAACGUUAGAUGUUCAGUUUUAUUGUGAAGUAGGAACACAAAUAGAUGAUCUUGAUCGAGCUAAAGCUCGAAAUGUAUAUGACCCUGAUGAAAUGCAUGAUGAAAUGAAAGAAAGAGAGCAAAAAAAUAAAUUAAAUCUUAUUUUUAAAAAUUUUGUACAACAAAUGCAAGAUAUAUCAAAAAUCGAAUUCGAAAUACCAUAUCCAGAAUUAACAUUUUCAGGUGUUCCAAACAAAAGUAAUGUUGAAAUAUUUGUUACUGCCAAUACUAUUAAUCAUUUAAUUGAAUGGCCACCUUUUAUAUUAUCUGUAGAAGAUAUUGAAAUUGCAUCUCUAGAAAGAGUACAUCAUGGUUUAAGAAACUUUGAUAUGAUUUUUGUUUUUAAGGAUUAUACUAAGCCUGUAAAAAGAAUUGAUGUUAUACCUGUCGAAUAUAUAGACACAAUUAAAAAAUGGCUAACUACUAUUGACAUAGUAUAUUAUGAAGGAAAAAAUAAUCUUCAAUGGGGAAAUAUACUCAAAACUAUUCUUGCAGAUAUUGAAUCUUUUGUUAAUUCCAAGGGAUUUGAUGGAUUUUUAGGAGAAGAUGAUGAUGAAGAAGAACAGUCUGCUGAAGAUGAAGAUGAGGACGACGAAUAUGAAGUUGAUGAAUCAGAAAUGAGUGCAGAAGAAGACAGUGAAUAUGAAGACAGUGAAGAAGAAAGUUUAGCCACAGAAAGUGAUGGGGAUGAAGAAGUUGAAGAAGACUCAGAUGAUGAAGGAUUAUCUUGGGACGAGCUUGAGGAAAGAGCUAAAAAAGACGACAAAAAACGAUUUGCAUAUCAAAGUGACGAUGGUGAUGAUAGUGAAGGAUACAAUAAAAGAAAGAGGAAAAAAAAUUAA